GUGUGUGUGUGGGUGUGUGUGCGCUGUUACAAUGUGUGUGUGUGUGUGUGUGUGUGCGCUGUUACAAUGUGUGUGUGUGUGUGUGUGUGCGCUGUUACAAUGUGUGUGUGUUUGGGUGUGUGUGUGCGCGCUGUUAUGGGUGUGUUGCUGUUUUAGACGCCGUCACAUCGCUAUCAUCACCACACUCCACACCGAUGCCCCAGAGGUCGCUAUCACACUCCAGACUCUCUGUGCCCUGUACUACCCGCAGCCGCUCGGCUGUAGGGGGGAAAGGAGAAGACUCGACCGUCACCAUGGAACUGAUAACGAGGCGUCCUCUCACCUCGGACCUUGUGAACUUGAGAACGGGGUCCGGGUCCGGGAGCGGGAGCAGUAACGGCGAGGUGCCCGCUGAAAUCACCAUGCCGGCUCUCGGCUCUCCCACUCUCUUCAAGCUGCGCGACAGGACCCUUCUCACCGAGGAGAAGCGCAGGCUGUGCGGCUGGGCGCUCGGCAUCGCCCUCUUCGGGAUCUUUCUUAUGAUUCUGCAAACCGAGCUUUGCUGGUUCGUCUGCGGCAAGGCCUCCGUCUCUGUCUUCAUUGUCCGAUUGCUGAUCAGCCUGUCCACUGUGUGUCUGCUGGGCCUGCUGGUGGCGUUCCACUACAAAGACAUCCGGGUGUUCAUGAUCGAUCACUCUGUGGAGGACUGGCGCAUCGCCCUGACUGCCCGUCGCGUCCUCUCCAUCUCCCUCGAGCUGGGGGUGUGCGCCCUGCACCCUCUCCCAUUGGUCUGGCUUCCGGGGAGCUGGGAGGACGGGGAGGGGGUGAGGCGGGGAGGGGGCUGGAACGCCACGCUCCCCUCCCCUCUCGUCUGCUCCCUGGCGGCCUGGGAGCUGCUGCCCUGCUUCCUGAUGUUCCUGCGGCUGUACCUGGUGCACCGCGCCCUGCUGCUGCACAGCAAGACCCUCCUGAGCGCCUCCUACAGGAGCAUCGGCUCCCUCAACAACAUCGACUUCCAGUUCCGCUUCGUGCUCAAGGUGCUGAUGAACACCCACCCCGGCCGCACGCUGCUCGCCUUCAUCGUCUGCUUCUGGCUCACCGCCUCCUGGCUCCUCACUCUCUGCGAGAGGCAGAGCGAAGCCUCCGUGGGCAGGAUGGAGGACACGAUGUGGCUCAUCGCCAUCACCUUCCUGACGAUCGGGUACGGAGACAUCACCCCCCAGACCACCUGCGGGAAGACGGUGUGCCUGCUCACCGGAGUCAUGGGAGUGGGGUGCACCGCCAUGCUGGUUGCUGUCGUCGCAAAAAACCUGUCGCUCAGCAAGGCUGAGAAACACGUGCAUCAGUUCAUGAUGGACAUCAAGCACACCAAGAAGAUCCGCAGCGCAGCGGCCAACGUGCUGAGGGAGUGCUGGCUGCUGCACAGGAGCGGCAGAGGCAGGAGAGACAGCGGAGAAAACAGGAGGAACCAGAGACGACUGCUGGAGGCCAUCCGAGUAUUUCGGGAGGCGAGGCUGAAGCAGAGGAAGCUGAGAGAUCACGCCAAUGAAAUGGUGGACCUGUCCAAGCUGCAGGUGAUGAUGUCUGAUCUCAAUGGGAACUGGAGCACCUCGUACAAGGAGAUGGAGCGGAGGAUUGUCUCCAUGGAGCAGAAGAUGGACGAGCUGAGCAGAGCCUUCCAGGAAACAUCGCAGCUCAUCUCCAGAGCCCUGCAGCACAGAGCCGGGGGGAACAGCGUUGCGUAGAGCCCAGAGAGAGGGUGUACGUCUCCAGUCACCCGUCUGUCCAACAAGACUGGACCAGAGCAGCUGCUGUUCUAUAUCCUCCAAACACCAGGGGGCAGACUACAGCUUCUGAACAGCCACGGGACUCUGAUGAGGAAACUCAGGAAAACCACGCCCCUCUCUCUGACGCGACUGAAGGAGGAAUCCGUUGUUUGUUUUAAACGCAGACUGUGACGUGAACAGCGAGGGGGGGAACAGCCCUGACCCCUGUGAAAAGUCACAGCUGGAUGAUUAUUGGUUUAUUUUAGAGCGUUUCACAGCACGGCUUGGGACCCCCUCUGAUCGGAUCUGCCACCGGCCUUGUGAUUAUCCCGCGGUUCAGGAAUUGCUUUAUUAGGGGCAGAGUGAACAUUCAUUUAGGGUGAAAUUCAGAAAAAAUUGCAGCUCUUCUUUUUUUUGAGAAAAUACCAAGCGUAUUUACUCAAAAUACCGCACAGUGUCUUAUUAUUUUUAAAAAACAUUUUUAAACGUGGAAGUAUAUUAAUUUUUUUUUUUUUUUUAAAAGAGUAAAGCGGUUUUUAAAUUUGACCAAACUGGAACCAGACCGCAGAGUUACUGAACUGGACGAUUCAAACUGGAACCAGACCGCAGAGUUACUGAACUGGACGAUUCAAACUGGAACCAGACCGCAGAGUUACUGAACUGGACGAUUCAAACUGGAACCAGACCGCCGAGUUACUGAACUGGACAAUUCAAACUGGAACCAGACCGCAGAGUUACUGAACUGGGCGAUUCAAACUGGAACCAGACCGCAGAGUUACUGAACUGGACGAUUCAAACUGGAACCAGACCGCCGAGUUACUGAACUGGACGAUUCAAACUGGAACCAGACCGCAGAGUUACUGAACUGGACAAUUCAAACUGGAACCAGACCGCCGAGUUACUGAACUGGACGAUUCAAACUGGAACCAGACCGCAGAGUUACUGAACUGGACGAUUCAAACUGGAACCAGACCGCCCGAGUUACUGAACUGGACGAUUCAAACUGGAACCAGACCGCCGAGUUACUGAACUGGACGAUUCAAACUGGAACCAGACCGCAGAGUUACUGAACUGGGCGAUUCAAACUGGAACCAGACCGCAGAGUUACUGAACUGGGCGAUUCAAACU
Acipenser ruthenus (sterlet) is the source of this 2873-nucleotide messenger RNA. RefSeq names its product intermediate conductance calcium-activated potassium channel protein 4. Gene Ontology annotation, biological process: potassium ion transmembrane transport. Lineage: Eukaryota; Metazoa; Chordata; Actinopteri; Acipenseriformes; Acipenseridae. The transcript is spliced from 9 exons. The record is from RefSeq and is a predicted model, not a curated record. The coding region runs from base 195 to 1724 and encodes 509 amino acids. Gene Ontology annotation, molecular function: small conductance calcium-activated potassium channel activity; intermediate conductance calcium-activated potassium channel activity; calmodulin binding. Gene Ontology annotation, cellular component: neuronal cell body; plasma membrane; neuron projection.